AUGGGUGCAUCAUUCGUUCAAGAAUAUCCUAAACUUGAGAAACAUCUCCUAGAUGGAUUGGCACAUAGUAUUACUUAUAGAUAUAUUGAUUAUCUGGUCUUGUUUGAUGGCCUCACGAGCUCCUUCAAGUUGGCAAAUCAGCCAUUGCCCUCAUCAUUGGUCAAAGGAUUAGAGUCAUUAUCUUUGUACAACUUCAAAAACAUUGCCCAAAAAGUCCACUUUGAUGGGAUCGCCAGAGGCAUGCUUGGUGUAUUCGAGGAGACCAAGGACACCAGAUUCAUUCAAUUCUUCUUCUCAUCUUUAAUUCGACACAAGACAGAGUGUACAGAUCUCAUCUCAAUGGCCAUUGACAUGUACUCAACGGAGCUCAAAUCAUUCCUGGCAAACCCAAUGCAAGAGAUACAAGCAAUGGUUGGCAAUUUUUCAAACAUAGAGUUGCUAGUCAAAUGUCAUCAACUGUCAAUGCUCAACGAUGUGCAGAUUGACACUAUAACUCGAUAUCUCAUUGAUACCAACGAUCCAAUGACGUUUGAUAGAAUUGUGCAUCCAAUUAGCAUGAUCUGUGCAAACCCAAGCCAAACAUGGAUACAACAUAUUGACAACAAGUUGUUUCCUGAAUCCAAUAGUUACAACUACCCACGGGUUUCAACCAAAUCAUUGGUACUUCAAUUGGUGCACUUUGGUCUCACUCUACCUUCGUUCCACUUGCUCAAAUAUUCUUAUUGCUACCAAGCCAGAUACAAGAAAUUCAAGCAUCUACUCUUUGGAGCCAUUCCUCAUGACCAUAUAUUCGAUGAACAACUCAAGUUGUUCAAAAAGUUCAAGCAGAACUCAUUCAAUCAUUCAAUCAUUGUUGAGGAUGACCAAGACAGCCAACAGAAUGGAACAGAGACUAUCCAUCCCACUCUCCCAUUGAUCAUUCUCAAUCAGAUCAUAAAACAUUGCCUAAAAGAUGAUAGUUAUGGUCAGCAAUGGUUCUGGGAGUUGUCGAGCGUUAGCAAACAUUUCCACAAGAUAUGUGCAUCUACACUCACCAAUCAAUCAUUACCAUGGAUCAAGAUACAUUCAUCACUGGAUUACAUUGGAUCACCUUUCUGUCUCUUCCAAGACACGCCUCUCUGCAUGCAUGCAUUCAAACUGAUUCACAUCCCCACCAAACAUUUGGCUCGCUGCCUUGAGCGCUUGGAACACCUUACAGUGCCAUUCAUCAAUGACAAUGGGUAUCAUCCCGCAUUUGUGGUGGUCAAGACACAACACCUCCAUCAUUUAGCCUUUGUACAAUAUAAGAAUGAUGAAGAUGAAUUCAAAGAUAUCGAUGGCCUCAGAUUGAUCAAGAAACAAGACAAUGAUCGAAAUGAAUAUGUAAAGUACUCCAAUGAAGUUGGUAAAUACAUCGAAGAUCCAUUGAAGUACAUGCAGCAAUUCUACUUUGACAACAACCCAGGGCUCCAAACUGUUGAGCAUACAUCAAACUUUAUCAUAUUGCCAGAGUUUGAUUAUGGUACAGCUGGUGUGAAGAUAUUAACAAGAACGGUUAGAUUGGAGGGCGAUAGAGAUUCUUCUGAUUUCGGUGACGAUUAUCAUGAACCUCUCACAGGCCUUCCUAUCUACUUGAGUAUUGAAGGUCUCCACUUUAGUCAAUAUACAGAGUCAUUGGUAUACUACAACAAUGUAUCCAAUCUUCAUCUCAACUGGAAACAUCCUCCUCCAAAAAUAGGCAGAGUCAUCCCCCAAGACCAGGGCUUUCCCCAACUUCAAGAUCUUCAACAACUUCAACAAUUCUACGCCGCCAACAAGUGCAAGACCUUUGAACUGACAAUGGAUGUCCAGAUUGGCAGGGAACAAACUAUCUCCAAUCACAUCAUGGGAUCAUUGGACUCUCAAAUGGAAGCAUUGGUCGCUAACCUGAACCAGCUAUCACUCUUUGGCACACUCACGUCAUUCUCCAUUUUCAUUGAGGAUGAAUUCCAUGACCAGCGUGUCUUCCAACAUCCUGCACUCAAUGCCCUUCAACUGCCAUCACUACCAAAGUAA
Acytostelium subglobosum LB1 is the source of this 2034-nucleotide messenger RNA. RefSeq lists its product as hypothetical. The transcript has 3 exons. The record is from RefSeq and is a predicted model, not a curated record. Bases 1 to 2034 code for a protein of 677 amino acids. Lineage: Eukaryota; Evosea; Eumycetozoa; Acytosteliales; Acytosteliaceae.